CAAAACUGACUUUCAAUAACUUCUGAGUCAUAACGGUUGUUAAAAGUUCCGUUUCAACCUGGGAUGGGUAUCCUGUGGGGGAUCAAUGAAAUCCAAUAUGGCCGAAAAACAAAGACUGGAAUGGCGGGCAAAACACUGUAAAGAAAGAGUGGUCUGUUGAUUGAUAAGAGCAUAGAGACGAGUGAAUUGUUACAUUUAUUGCUCGAGGGAUCUUUUGGUUUUGUUUUGUUAAUCCAAAAUGGUUCUUUUCGCGAUGAUCACUCGGGUGUCGGACGGAAUGGCGCUGUCGGCUUCCACGGAUCUCGAUAUGCACUUUGAACUAAAAGAAAGCAAGAAGUACGCCAAGACGCUGGCUAGAAAAGCAAAUCAGUACCCUACCAGAUGUACCAUGAAAUGUGGAAAUCACUCAAUAUAGUAAGAUUUUUUAACUUUCUUAAUGACUGAAGUACAUGUGUGGGAUAAUGCGGAAAUCUUGUUCGUAAAAAAUUUCAUGAAUUUUAUUUUAUUGAGCUCAUACUCUCUAUAAUAAUUAUUACUAGCAGUAGUAUAGAGAUAUUUCUUGUUUGUAAACAUUGUUUUUGAUAUUCAAAUGUGCCAACCAGUGAAACAAAAGAACCCAUUGUUUCAUGAUCAAGAUCAAAGCUAAUACAUCUCGUUGUUAGAAAAUAGGAAGUGUCUAGAUGUUUUCAAAAAACUUACCGGGCAGUCAGAAAUUUUGACCAAUUUUCUUGAAAUAGCUCGUUUAAUUCCUCUAAGAACAUAAGAUAUUUGUUUAGGCAUCUGAAGCGAUUGUAUAAAUAAAGCCUUGGGUUAAAAGUAGAAGCGACUGUCGAGCUUGGCCAUAGAGUGAGAUCUCAAUGUUUUCGACACUUAGAAAAUAUUCAAGUUCUGACACACUGAGUCAACUCCCGAUGAACAUCCACAGAAAUUAUCGAUGAAACCUCACCGGAGUAUUUAGUUUUUGUUAAGAAAUGCCAAGCGAUUGUAAAGGUUUCAUAUUGUUGUGGACAAAUUCUCCUAGCUUGCAUUGAUUUAAGCAUAGAAUCACGGGUACGAUUUUCAAAACACUUGAUGCCUGGCAGUCGGAAAUUCAUGUACAAUUUGCAUGAAAUAUGUUAUUUAAUUUGUGUAAAAGUAUCAGGAAGUUGUUAAAUUAGAAAACUCAAGCGAUUUCAAACACUGCUCUGGGCUUGAAGUAGAGGCAUGUUGGUGGGCUUCCGCUAGCUUGGUGUUUUCGGUCAUUUUAUGUAGCUUUAUUUGUACCAUUAUCUCAAAAUUUGAGACACUUAAGAGUCUUGGGCUCACAUUUUUUAGAAGUAAAGUCUCAUGCUCGGAUUGAUUAAAACUCUUAAGUCUCGGUCUCGUCCUCCCUCUCUAAUUGUGAAACCUGCAGGGUCUCGCAUUUUCUCAAAGUCUCAAAUUUACCAUUCUUUACCCCUUGCUUUGGACCUGCCACUGGCUAAACUGCAGAAUGCAGGGUCAAUGCAAAUGUGCGGGCUCAUUUGGCUUGUUUGCACCUUCAUAGUUUAUAAGCAAGCCCUCCAUUGCCAAGCUAACUGGGCAGAACAAACCACCUAGGUACCCAACACUUAACGUUCAAAAUAAUAAUAAUUCCUUCCUUUUCUUUUCAUUGGCUGACGACCUAAACAAGCGCCCUUUGCCCCCCCCCCCACCCCCAAGAAAGAAAAAAAUAGUCCUGUAUCCUGAUUACAGUGGUUGCUUUCUUCUUACCUCUUCAACAAACUUGAGUCAUGAACCAGUGACAGUGAGGUUUUCCUCAGGUUUUCCUCUGGUUCUGCCUCCGAUUUAAAGAAAGAAAAUCUCUGAGCUCAGGAUAUGAAAAUAAACACAGGUUUGGCUGCUUCUGCGAUGAAGAUCUAAAAAACAAAACCCUGGGGCAUUUGACCUUUAUCCAGCUUUCAUUAAUAAUGCCACAGAGUGUUUUCAUUCUCAUCAUCAUCAGUGUCAUCAUCAUCAUCAUCAUCAUCACCAUCAUCAUCAUCACCAUUAUCAUCAAAAUCUCACAGUCAGUAUGUGUCAGACCACCUUGACCCAAAACUCAAGUUAUGGUUCCAUUCUAACCUUGGUUCACAUUUUUAUUUUAUUUUCUUAAAAUGCAUUUUCAUAGUCCUUUUAUUGUAUUCCCUGGUAAAAGGAAAAUAAACUUGAACCAAGAUAAAUUUUGUUCUAAUGCAUCAUAAUAAGUAUUAUAUUAAUUAUUUUUCUCGGUAAUACAAUGCUCCAGCUGGCAUUGUUUGGCCUCAACAAUAACUUAAAAAGUGACUUAACUUCCAUCUCAUCUUUUGUAAAGAACGAAUAUUUGUGCUAAAAAUGCAAUGCAAUUCCAAACAGAGGAAGAAGCAGUCAUUUGAUGAAAAGUAAAACCUUUUUCGUCAUUCAUUUUUCCUCCCUUUUCUCAUGCUCCUAACAUUUUAACAACUAAAAUUUAUUGCAUAAUUUUUAGUAACAUAAUCAUUUUGUAACAUGUAUUUAUUGAUGCUUUCCUUUCAGUUUUGUUAAAGCAGUUGGAGUUUGUUUUAUGGCUGUUUGUGAAGGAUCAUACCCUGCCGUUUUAGUGUUUAGUUUUCUUGAGGAGCUCAAGCGUGAAUUCACUAUAACAUUUCAGAGCCAUGAUGUCCAGAAAGCAAGGCGGCCUUAUUCAUUUGUGGAGUUUGGUAAGCAGUCUUUUUUUUAUUUUAUACUCUUGUUAAAUUACUAACUAAAUAUUAUUUCACUUUUAUGUUUAUCUUUUCUCAGACUCAUUCAUCCAAAGAACCAAACAAAGAUACAACAACACGAGAACAUUGACCUCACGGCUCAACUUAAGUGAGAUGAGCGAAGACCUGCACAAUAAUCCUCCAUUUCAAAUUUCACAAACAGAACUGGGACCAGAUAGCAGUGCAGAUACGAAGACCUAUAAAACAGGAGGUAUGAUCAUGCUUUACUUUUAUUUGAUGACAAAUUACUUUAUUCUUACUUUGAUGUGCAGCAGUGUUAUAUCACCUUUGACAAAGGCAAAGACAUUCUGUGUUAUCUGAGACCAUAAUGGCAUACAUCCCCACUGGCAUAACAUUGCAUGGAGGGGGUUGGGAAGGGAUAGCUUCAUUCCCUUUUUGAAGUUGGCAAAACGUCAGAAAGGCCUUUUAAUUUAGGGCAAAGUGUACAACUAAUUUUGUCACCCAUAAUAGAUAAAAGGGCAUUAAAUACCAGCAUGGAUAAAUGAAAAUUUCUUGCAGGACCAACGAGGCGGCUGGAACCCUUGACGUGGCAGAGUCUUAUGAUCUGUGUCUUAGCAGGCAUCUGUGCACUACUUAACUUUCUUAGAUGCAUCCCAUUUUUAAAUGUUAUUGUUAUUGAUGAAGAGGUAAGAAUAUGUAGAAAACUUCAUGGAAAGUAUGUGUGUACGGUCUAUGUACACGGGUUGUUGACGUAUCUGAAGAAUGAGUGAGAUUUUGCAGCGAAUGAGUAGGAGUGCGUGAAUACCGUACAAAGUACUUUCCAUGUGGAUUUGUGUUUAUUAUAUACAUACUGAGACAUUCAACAUUUUGCUAGUCUUUUAUUUCAAGUCCUUCCAAAAUGCUAAAAUAUCCCACCACACACCACAAAACAACAUACGGUAGAACUGAAAACAAAGUAAAUCAUUAAAAACCUUUGUAAAAAUUAUAAUAAAUGAGGGUUAGGAAAUGAGGUUAACUUUUGUUCUCAAUGUACAAUUAAAAAUGAAUGAAUUUGAUUGAAAGGGCCAGGUGGAAUAUAAACUGAAGACAAAAUAGCUGCUAUAAAGAGUACAUCUUAACAUUAGCUUACCUCUCAUUCUGUUUUUUUCCCCAUUCCAUUGUUCAUUCAGUUCCCUGUUAUCUACAAUUUCUUCAUUGACAGUGAAAUAAAAGACAAAAUUAACUGUUCCACUGCAAUUUCCAAGAUUUUAAUUUGUUGUUUUAAUUUUUUUUUUAGGCAGAUGAUACAUGGUUCUCAGCCUCUGGGUUUUUUCUGGCUGGCGUUCUCAAUUGUUGUCAGGUACGAACUGUAGUUCAUAUUCCAACAUUUGCAAGGAAUUGCAAAUUGCAAGGAACUGUUUCAACCCACUUUGACUCCACUUUGUAACCUUUUUAAUGGGCACAAGAAAGAAUGGACGCGUGCGAGGGAGACACGCGUAGGAAGAGGGACACGUGUCUCCCACGUGUGUGCCUGUUCUUUUUUUCACCCAUUAUUUCCUAGCGCCUGCUACACAGGCUACACAGUUUAAUUCUUGCAAUUUAACCAAAUUCGACCAUUAAGAUCACUAGCUAUGAAAUUGAACCAAACGUCUAUUGAAAUUAGUUGUUUUUAAAAUAUUUAAUUAACACAGCAAGUGCUCAGGAAGGUUUGAAUAGGAUUUUUAUCAGCAAUAGUCAGAUUUUUGAAAGCUACUCAACCUGUCACUUUUUAAAUUUUUACAUGUUGAUAAAUAAAGGUGGACUGGGCGAUUGACAAAGCUGGAUCAGACAGACCACAUCAAGCUCUGUAACCCUGUCCCUAAACUUUUGUUAUUUAACGAGUUACAAGGAAUGAUCCAGCAUUUGUCGUAGACACUGCAAUAGAGAACUUUAGAGAGGGGGGUAAAGGGGGGGGGCGGUGCUACGCACGUAUCACGGACUUUAAAAAGUACAAAUAACGCAUCACGGUGAAUAAAAAUCCGUGUUCACGUUUCACGCUUUUUCCGAAAGUUCAUUUCAUCUUUAUUGUCGUCGUUGUUUAUCGCUUAAGCUUUGCUCGCUUCUGCGGACUUUUCUAACAGAGUUUCAUUUCAGUCGGGGAUCCUAGACCACGCUUUUCUCAAGGAUGUGCCGCUUUAAUAAGAGCUUCAAGGGAUGGAUACUUACUAUUUAUGGGUUUUCGAAUUCCUUCUUUACCUCCAAGAAAACCCAUGGGAUCUACAUAAUUUACUACUCCCUCUAAAAAACCUGGCUCAUGUCACUGUUGGCCAUUGCACCCGAGAUCCCCACGCAAACUUCAGGCGUCUUAGCUCCACAAAAAUAUAAUAGCUGACUUAUGAUUGAUUCAAAAAAUUUUAACGUCACGGAAAUUGUUUCCCAGCUCGGGAUCGAAAGCGCUCUUUUCUCAGCAGGUGAAACAAGAGCCAAAAAAAGCAGGGGCGGCGCCGGGAAUUUUUACUUGGUGGGGCAUAACUGGGAAAAUGUGUUUCUCAGUUAUUGUAGCCUGUGAACAGGCCUUUGGUCGAGCGUGGUGGGGAGAGGGAAAAUCUCUCCCCCGCUUUCCCUUCCCUUUCCUCGCUAUUUGUCCCCAAACAGAGAGCCUGUUCACAGGCUACAGUUAUUGACGCGAUAGCGCCAAUGAUGAGUGCCGAAGGUACGAGAAACUAGGGGGGUCCGGGGGCAUGUUCCCCAGGGAAAUUUUGAAAAUUUAAGUACACUAGGAUGCAACCUAGUGCAAUCUGAACGCUAGAAUUUGACAAACAACAGGAUUUCAUUGCCGUCAACAAAGUAAGAAAAUACGAACAUUAACCACAAUGGACUGUUGAUGUCUUGCAACGUUUAUUUUCACGUAGAACGACCAGCAUUGCAGUAUUCUGCUUGCAGAAUUUAAUAUGUCUUCGAAGUAAGAAAAACGUAAUGACCUUUUCCAGCUGAACAAAAAACUUCUUACUUUCGUAGAAAAUUAUCAACUGUCAGUUUAUUUUAGCGUUCAAUACAUGGUUUGAGAAAGUUUUAAUUGACAUCAAAUUUUUAGCCUGCGAGCGAGCUCUCCAUUUGUGGGAUAUCGUGAAAAGUACACGCGCGAGAGGCACGCGAGAGGAGACGCGACUCUCGCGGCUUCGCCCGAUCGCUCGCGCGUUCUCGCGCGGCUCGCUUCGCUCGCCCAAAUAGGAGAGCUUGCUCGCAGGCUAUCAAAUUUUCCAAAGGGAUUUUGCCUUGUUAGCGCUAUCCACGGGAUAAAUCACUAUCCAGUGGAUAACGCAAUUAGUUUUCGGAAUACUCAUCCAUUGGAAAGCGUUUUAUCCGGCAGAUAGCGCUAUCCAACUUUUGAACCUCCGGGGCCUGGAUUAGACAGCCAGCUAUCUGUAAUUUGUUUGUACGAUUGUGCACAUUAUUGUUGUCAAAACAUGUUAUUUCUUUUAAUUUACAGCUUUACCUUCUUCUAUUCUCAGUGAGAUGGAGAAUGUUAUUAGCCAGGUCAUCCCUAGUCUUGUUGCUGCUAUGUAUCUAUUGGCUGCGAGGUCUUCGUAACAUCUGGCAGAUUCUCUUUCAUGUGGCCGUCGCUUCUCUUGUGUUAUAUCAAACAAGCAAAAGGCAACUACAAGAAAAGCCCGCGGACUAUAAUGUUUGAAAAAAUUAGUAUAAUAUAUGGAACAUUUUUAAUAUAAAAAUCUCUAAUAUCAAUACAUGUACAACUUUAAGCCCAGAUAAGGGUACUUAGAUGUGGUGGUGGUGAGGAUGUAUAAAUGUGGCUGCAAAGCCGGCAGUCCAAUUUUUUGUGGGGGCGUUCGCAAACAAACCAAGCUGGACGGUUGUUCUGGCAUAUGCUGACUUCAUAACAAAUUUUUUUUUUCGGAUCCAUAGGUUUCCAUUUUCUAUAGCUUCGUAUUUUUAGCGUCUCUCCCCAGUCUCGCUCUCUGUUUUUAGCCUCGUUCCAGACCUUUUGUUUGACUGCUCGCGCGUACUUGAAUACGCAAAAAUAAGGCCUGUUUUGCAGUCUAGCUUUGCCGCUAAUUUGUUUGCACGUUCGAAAAAGAAAAGCAGCGACAAAGGCUACUAAAUUGUUUAUUAGAUGCUUCCUGCCUCAUAAGUCUCACGAAUUAGGCUGAGACAAAGACCAGAAAAGUUUUGAAUGAUCCAAGAGAAAAUCCAAAAUAAAUCCUCUUUUUCUCUGCAUAACAAUCAGUUUACCCGACAAAAGUCACCUAAAAUUUUCUAAUCAU
This is a messenger RNA of Porites lobata, 6919 nucleotides long. The record is from the annotation of a GenBank genome assembly. Lineage: Eukaryota; Metazoa; Cnidaria; Anthozoa; Scleractinia; Poritidae.